CUUGGCCCCCAGGUGCAGCUCUGCCGUUUUCACUCCCUCCUGCUGCAGAGGAGGUGCCCGUGGCAGCCGCCCGCCCUGCACUGCAGACACAUGGCCAGCCCUCCGAUGCCACGCUGGCGCCAGCGCAGGGGGCUGCUGUGGAAGGUGCUGCUGGCUGCGGGGCUGGGGCUGCCCCUGGCGGCCGGGACGCACUACGGCCUGGCUGAUGCCCAGGAGCGGAGGAAGAUGCGGCUGCUGGUGGAGGGCGUCGGGCGCUUCGGCAGGUCCCUGAUCCUGGGCAUGCGGAUCUCACUGGAUUACUGGCGGAUGACCCAUGUGACGCUGCAGGGCGUGGACGAGAACAGCUCAGAGUACAAGGAGGCGAUGUCAGCCUGUCACCAGCGGGCGGCCGACAGGCUGGUGCAGGGCGCCAUCCGCAACGGGGGCCUGUACGUCAAGCUGGGCCAGGGCCUGUGCGCCUUCAACCACCUCCUGCCGCCCGAGUACAUCAGCACCCUGCACGUGCUGGAGGACCAGGCCCUCAAGAGGGGCUGCGGGGAGGUGGAUGAGUUGUUCCUGGAAGAUUUCAAAGCCACGGCCGACACGCUCUUCCUGGAGUUCAACUACCAGCCCAUGGCCGCGGGUAGCCUGGCCCAGGUGCACAAGGCCCGGCUCCCGGACGGCAAACUGGUGGCUGUGAAGGUGCAGUACAUCGACCUGAGGGAUAGGUUCGAUGGGGACAUCCGCACGCUGGAGCUGCUACUGCGCAUCAUCGAGUACAUGCACCCCAGCUUUGGGUUCAGCUGGGUCCUGAAGGACCUGAAGGGGACGCUGGCCCAGGAGCUGGACUUCGAGAACGAGGGCCGGAACGCGGAGCGCUGUGCCCGGGACUUGCGCCACUUCCCCUACGUUGUGGUCCCCACUGUGCACUGGGACAAGUGCAGCAAGAGAGUCCUGACGGCAGAUUACUGCGAAGGCUGUAAAAUCAACGAUGUGGAGAGCAUCAGGGCGCAGGGGCUGGACCUCAAAGACACCGCAGACAAGCUGAUCCAGAUGUUUGCUGAGCAGAUCUUCUACACGGGCUUCAUCCAUGCGGACCCGCACCCUGGGAACGUGCUGGUGCGGAGGGGCCCCAACGGGAAGGCCCAGCUGGUGCUGCUGGAUCACGGCCUCUACGAGUUCCUCAGUGAGAGGGACCGGACGGCACUGUGCAAGCUGUGGCGAGCCAUCAUCCUGCGGGAUGACUCAGGCAUGAGGGCCUUCUCCGCCGAGCUGGGCGUGAAGGAUUAUUUCCUCUUCUGCGAGAUCCUGAUGCAGAGGCCCAUCCACAUGGGGCAGCUGAGGCUGGCUAACAUCCUGACGCAGGAGGAGACGCUCUACAUGCAGGCCAUGGCCCGGCACCACUUCGAUCGCAUCAUGCAGGUGCUCAAGGACCUGCCCCGGCCCAUGCUACUCGUCUUCCGCAACAUCAACACCGUGCGCAGCAUCAACAUUGCCCUGGGCGCCCCCGUCGACCGCUACUUCGCCAUGGGCAAGAGCGCCGUGAAGGGCUGGAGCAGGAUCGCUGGCCACAAAUCCUCCGGCAUCCGCAGCCUCUUCUGCUGGCUCCGGGUGAGGUGGGAGACCCUCAAGUUCGAGAUCGCCCUCAGGUACGAGACGUUCUCCAUGAGGCUGAUGGCCUCCCUCAUUCGCUUCCUCGCCUACGUGGGCUUCCUCUCCGAGAGCGACCAAAUCUACGAGUACCUCCAGGCCUAGCUGAGCCGC
Terrapene triunguis (Three-toed box turtle) is the source of this 1743-nucleotide messenger RNA. It is a transcript of the gene ADCK5, whose product is annotated as aarF domain containing kinase 5. The annotation marks the transcript as partial. The record is from RefSeq and is a predicted model, not a curated record. The transcript is spliced from 14 exons. Lineage: Eukaryota; Metazoa; Chordata; Testudines; Emydidae.